AUGGAUGACAUAUUCAAAGAACCACGCUUAAAGAGCUCAAAGUUUUUUGACUACAAAUGUCCAAAUAUUUUAGGUAUACACAAAUUUUUCACCGAAGAGCCAGCAUCCAAAUGGUGCCUAGAAACUUUUGUGAACAGGCUAAUAUGUGAAGAGACGGAAUUAAGUUUUGAACAAGUCCAAGAGCUUUUUUUGGCCAAUUUGGACCAAAUUAAUAACCAGAUGAACGUUUGCACUCCUAUUCGUGCAUUUUGUUCGAGUUAUAUUGAUUGGAUGCAGACGUGGAAAGGACAGGCCGUUUCGAAUGCAUGUAAUGAGUAUUUUCAGGAAUGUGCAACAUUAAAAACCAAUCUGAAACAUAAGCGUAAACAUAAGGAAAUUGCUGAGGACCUUGUUUCAGAAAAUGCAAAAUAUACGGCAUUUCAAAGUAUCUUUCAGAGACCUCAAAGAGGAAUAUCCCAGACACCAACAACACCAAAUAAAAGGAUGAUAGAACAUGAAAAAGUAAAACGGUACGUUGAGUCAAUCCAGAUUAUAUGCGCAUUUGGCAUAAAUACAUCAGAAUUGGAAAACUUGGUAGGAAAAGAUUUGGCAGACGAGAUAUCCUCAUACCGAGAUCGAAUACCUUCAGUCUGGACAGAGAAUUUAGAGAAAUACUUUGAUAAUGCAUUAGAUAAAACGGGAAAAAAUUUCAAGUUAGCGAUCCAAGAAGAAAUAGAAGGAGGGGAAGAAAGCGUGAAUAAGUUUAGAUUAUAUUGUGAAAAGGUGUUAAUGGAAUUUUUUAAUUUAGUUGAUGUUUUCCCAACACUUUCGAGAACGAUCAAAGAGCGAAAAUUCACUAUAUAUCAUAUUUCUCCAUUGUUCAUGUUUUACGAAUCCACUUUCGGAACCUUAGAAUUUGAUUGGAUAGAAACACAUGCGCGAUCAGCAAAGAUAGUAAAAACACCAACUGAUUCCGGAAUCGUACUGGUGGAUGUAAAGGGGAUUCGUGUUAGUGAUGACAAAGAAAUCUGGCAUAUGGAAGUCUCGGGACCACCAAGUAAUCCCACAACUCGUCAUACUGUUUACGAUACCAAAAAGACGUUACACACUGACAUAUUGAAUUUGGUGGACAUCUUGAGAAACCACCUUGACCUAGACGUAAAUAUAGCAAAAAAAAUUAAAGUUUUUAGUAUGCAGGUUAUUGCAUAUCGGCUAACAUUAUAUGCCCUUAGCAUGCUGGAAGAUGGCCAAUUUGUUGCGUAUGAGUUAGCAUCAGCGGAGUUGCCAUUUGAUUUCGAUUCACGGUCAAAGUAUAUGGCAAUUAUGCGGAUGAUGGCCAUUUUUCAUGACGAAGUAGUCCAGCAGAAAGCUAUUAUGGACAAAAUUGAUCGUAUUCUCAUACCUUGUAAAGGUAAGAAUGUUCGUAGCGUUUUGAGGGUUCCAGAAAAUUUGCGAGAUAUAUGA
Molecule: messenger RNA, 1443 nt
Organism: Ambispora leptoticha
Lineage: Eukaryota; Fungi; Glomeromycota; Glomeromycetes; Archaeosporales; Ambisporaceae
Source: the annotation of a GenBank genome assembly